Molecule: messenger RNA, 1757 nt
Organism: Podarcis muralis (Common wall lizard)
Lineage: Eukaryota; Metazoa; Chordata; Lepidosauria; Squamata; Lacertidae
Gene: COQ8A
Product: coenzyme Q8A
Biological process (GO): ubiquinone biosynthetic process
Source: RefSeq, a predicted model, not a curated record
GGGAGAGAAACGCGAGUUGGUAAACAAGCUCGCGCACCUCGUGGUGCCGCGGGGCGGAGGCGAGCGGAGUCGCUGAGCGGGCACGACGCUGCUGCUGCUGCUGCUGCGAAGCUCUCCUGCCUGGGGAGGUAAGCGAGCGAGGGCACUGGAAGUGGUCAGUCAUGGCAGGCGAUGCCAUCAUGGUGAUGCGAGGACUGGCAAAGCUCAGCAAGGCAGUUCUAGAAACACAGACGGUACAGCUUCGGCAAGUUGUCCUUGGUGGUGAUGCAGUAACCAUGGUCAGGAGCUUCCAGGCCACUGCUGAAGAGCAGUUCAGUGCUGCCAUGGGGAAAAUGCAGGAUCUGGGCAAGCAACAGGAGAACUUGAAAGAUAUUGGUGAGGACUUUGGAAAAGACGAGAGCUUCUCUGAAUCGGAGCUGGGAGGUGCUGCAAAGGACUUCUACCCUCCCCCUCUAGAACACCCUCCCAAGUCUGGUGGUGCAGAGGGCCCGUCUCACUCGUACGUUGCCGGAGGACCUUUACCAAACGUCGGUGAGAGCGGAGACCCUAGUGUGGGUUGGAACCCCAUCUCUGCCAAAGUGAAUGCAAAGCUCUUUGGAGGCUUUAGGGACCCUUGGAAUCCUUCUGCUCCUGCUUGGGGGCAAAGCCGGGCUUUUCACCAAGACCAUUCCUCGGUGGGCGGACUCACGGCUGAAGAUAUUGACAAAGCCAGGCAGGCGAAAGCAGAUCCACAACAGAAACCAUACAAACAGAUGCUCAGUGAACGUGCCCGGGAGCGAAAGGUGCCAGUUACUCGAAUUGGGAGACUCGCUAAUUUUGGAGGCUUAGCUGUUGGUCUUGGCAUCGGAGCCUUGGCAGAGGUUGCGAAAAAGAGCCUUAGAUCCGAAGAGCAGAAUGGCAAAAAGGCUGUUAUGGAUACCAGUCCAUUUAUGUCGGAGGCCAAUGCAGAGAGAAUCGUGAGGACCCUCUGCAAGGUUCGAGGAGCAGCGCUGAAGCUGGGGCAGAUGCUGAGCAUCCAAGAUGAUGCCUUCAUCAACCCUCAUCUGCAGAAGAUUUUUGAACGUGUCCGUCAGAGUGCAGACUUCAUGCCACUGAAGCAAAUGAUGAAAACUUUGAACAAUGACCUUGGUCCCAACUGGCGUGAUAAGUUGGAGUUCUUUGAAGAGCGACCUUUCGCUGCAGCUUCGAUUGGACAGGUUCACCUGGGGCGCUUGAAGAACGGGAAAGAAGUUGCCAUGAAAAUCCAGUAUCCUGGAAUAGCCCAGAGCAUCAAUAGUGAUGUCAGCAACCUGAUGACUGUCCUGAGCAUGAGCAAUGUUCUCCCAGAAGGUCUCUUCCCUGAGCAUCUGGUUGAAGUGCUGAGCAGAGAGCUGGCCCUGGAAUGCGAUUACAAGAGAGAAGCUGCCUGCGCUAAGAAAUUCAGGGAGCUGCUCAAGGACCACCCCUUUUUCUAUGUUCCUGCUGUGGUGGAGGAGCUGUGCAGCCCACAUGUCCUGACGACGGAGCUGGUGACUGGGUUCCCGCUGGAUCAAGCCCAAGAACUCAGCCAGGAGAUAAGGAACGAGGUAUGGUCGCCUGGCCCCUUUUCAGCUUGGAGGUGGAGGAAGGAGAUCGGUAGAGCCAGAGGACACGAGCCUCUUCCUCAGGCCAUUUUGCGAGAGAGGUCCUUUGAAUGGACAGGUUGGGGCCAUGCUAAGUAUUGUGUGCAGAAAUCGAUCGCUUGGGAAUGGUGGGCACCCUAGAAAAUGUUUUGCUAC